UUACUGGGUGUUGUCCCAAGGUCUUUUGACCUCGCCCUCCCCACCCCUCGCCCCCGCCCUUAUCUCCCUAGCCCCGCCUCUCCCUCGAGCUCUCCAGCUCCUGCUUGGCUUGUGUCCCUAGUGGAUGAGGUUUCGGCUUCGAGACCCUAUGCCAGUUUCAUGUCUGCUGCUUGCAUCCCGUGGGUUGGGAAUGAUGGGAGUUCUUUCCCGCCCCAACACUUUCUAGACUCAAUCACGCUGGGAUUUGCUCCACAGUCCCCCAGUUCCAGGUUCUGGAUUAUGUUCCAUGGCAGCAGUCCAAGCAGAAAGCCAAGCCAUCUACUCUGCCUCCAAUCCCACGAACUGUCAACACUAAGAAAAGCAAAAUGAAGACCUGGACUACCAUCCAGCCAGGGCUGCAAUCCAAGCCCACCUUGUGGAUGACAAGCCAGCCGAGGAAUCCACUAGAACUGCGCAGAGGAAAAUUGGACUCGGGGAAGACACAGACCAAAAUCCGACUAAUGAGAACGACGCUCGGGAACCGGCGAACCGCGCACCAGGAGCUCUGCAACCACGAGGACUUCCUCACCAAGCUCUGUGGGGAACUGAUCAAGACCAUCCAGGACACGGAGGACAGCUCGGCCCUGAAAGUGCGGGUGAUGCUGCAGCAGCAGGACGUCUUCACGACCAUCGCUGACAUCUUGGAGUACUCAAACAAGAAGAAGCUGCACCAGAUGCAGUGUGAGCUUCAGGAAUGGGAGGAGAAGGAGGAAUCCAAGAUACACAACCUGGAGCAGCAGGUGGAACAGCUGGAUGCCAAGAUCGAGAAGGUCCACAAGAAAGUGAGCUUCGUGAGCACUUAUAAGGACCGUGAGUAUGCCAUCAAAUCGGUCCAGGUUGCCAACCUUGUGCGCCAGCUGCAGCAGGUGAAGGACAGCCAGCAGGAUGAGCUGGAUGACCUCAGUGAGAUGUGCAGAAUGGUCCUGGCGUCUAUGUCCAACCAGAUUCAGAAUAAGAAAAAAAACCUUCUGAGGUCUCUGGUCGUGAAAAUCCAGCAUGUUCAUCAGGAGGCGCUCCUGCAGAAGACUUGGAAUAGCCGGGUCAUAUUGAAAUACAUGGACAAGUUCCGAGAAUUUAUAGACCAUUUUGAGGAGGAAAUACCCAUAUUAAGGGCUGAGAUGGAACAGCUCCAGUUUCAGAUCUGGGAACCCCGAGAGAUUGUAUUUGCGGACAUUCUGCUUCGGAGAUCCAAGUGCACCCCUGACAUGGACAUUGUCCUCAACAUCCCUGUGGAAGAGCUGCUGCCCUUCUAGAUGGCGGGGCCAUGGGCCACCCCUCCCUCCCUGGUCUCUUCCCCACACCCAGAGCCUUGAGUUCUCUCCUUCCAAGACCACGUCCCCAUUCAGACCCUGGUCUGCAGUUCCUUCCUUCCUCAUACUCCCUCCCUCCCUCCUUUCCUUCCUUCCGUUCUUCCUUUUUUCUUUCCGCUUCCUGCGUCCCCCUCUCCCUCCAUUCUUUUGGUUGGUGCUGCUACUUGAGCCAGGUAGGAAUUCCUAGUCAAGUCCUUUUUACCAAUAAAGCUGGGUUUGCCUUU
Balaenoptera acutorostrata (minke whale) is the source of this 1573-nucleotide messenger RNA. RefSeq names its product chromosome 15 C20orf96 homolog (gene C15H20orf96). The record is from RefSeq and is a predicted model, not a curated record. The coding region runs from base 366 to 1292 and encodes 308 amino acids. Lineage: Eukaryota; Metazoa; Chordata; Mammalia; Artiodactyla; Balaenopteridae. The transcript has 10 exons.